Suillus subalutaceus is the source of this 914-nucleotide messenger RNA. RefSeq lists its product as uncharacterized. The transcript is spliced from 7 exons. Gene Ontology annotation, molecular function: acetylpyruvate hydrolase activity. Bases 21 to 716 code for a protein of 231 amino acids. Gene Ontology annotation, cellular component: mitochondrion. The record is from RefSeq and is a predicted model, not a curated record. Lineage: Eukaryota; Fungi; Basidiomycota; Agaricomycetes; Boletales; Suillaceae.
GCUUGUGCUCAUCAAUACUCAUGUCUGCAGCAGCUCAGUUCGUGAGGCAGGGAAAAAAGAUCAUUGCCAUUGGCAGAAACUACUCUGAGCACAUUAAAGAGCUCAACAACGCCAGGACGAAAGAGCCUUUCUACUUUCUCAAGCCCACGACGAGCUACCUCCCUACUGGGGGAAAGGUUGAAAUUCCACGCGGUGUUGUAGCACACCAUGAAGUUGAACUUGGCCUCGUAAUCGGGAAAGGUGGUCGGGAUAUUUCCCAGGAUGCAGCUGAGUCCCACAUUGCGGGCUACGCUUUGGCUGUCGACAUGACCGCACGAAACAUGCAGGAUGAGGUGAAGAAGAAGGGUCUGCCUUGGUCUGCUGUGAAGGGCUUCGAUACAUUCACUCCCAUUGGGUCUUUUAUCCCCAAGUCGUCCGUUUCGGAUGCUCAUGACCUCAUGCUCUCCCUGAAGAUUAAUGGUGAGAUUAAGCAGAAUGGCACGACUGGGGAUAUGAUUUUCCGUAUCCCACGACUUAUUGAACACAUCUCUUCCAUCGUGACCUUGGAGGAGGGUGAUCUCAUACUCACUGGAACCCCUUCUGGUGUUGGCCCUGUCAAUCCAGGUGAUAGUGUUGAAUGCGCUCUUGCUGAUCCAACCGGGAAAGUGCUCGCCGAGCUGAAAUUCACAGCAGAGUCAAGGGGUGGAGGAUAUCAGUUCACGCCAAAUAGCCUUUGACAUACAUCACACAAGACAAUGAAUAGAAGAAAUAUGUGCUGCGAUAUGUACACAUGAACAGUAGAGCAUCAUCUAAGAUAAUGCGGACAAUACACACUAUCAACACACCGUUGUUUAACUCCAGUCCUUACUUUUAUCAGGCUCCUCCAAUCGUCCGUUCAAAUCAUCCAACGAUAUAUGGUGCAUUCCAUUCGAACC